This is a messenger RNA of Coturnix japonica (Japanese quail), 8392 nucleotides long. The record is from RefSeq and is a predicted model, not a curated record. Lineage: Eukaryota; Metazoa; Chordata; Aves; Galliformes; Phasianidae.
GCAGUACUGCAGAUGGGGCCUCACAAGAGCUGAGUAGAAGGGAACAAUCACCUCCCUCUCCCUCCUGUAAGACUGCGAAUUACCAGUGAGAAAAGGACAUUGGAUGGUCUGAAGCAGAGCCGUCGAUUAGAUGUUGAUAUGUAAAGCAACAUGGCAAAAAUCAACACCCAGCACUCCUACCCUGGCAUGCAUGGACUGUCUGUAAGAACUACUGAUGAAGAUAUUGAAAGGAUUGAAAAUGGCUUUAUCAGACCCAUUCGCUUGUGUGAAGAUACAUCUUCCGAACUGCAGAGAGUCAUUUCUAUGGAGGGAAGACAUCUAUCUGGAUCACAAACGAGCCCAUUCACAGGCAGGGGAGCGAUGGCAAGGCUGUCACGAUUUGUCGUAUCUCUGAGGUCAUGGGCCACAAGACAUCUGCAUCACGAAGACCAAAGGCCUGAUUCUUUCCUAGAGCGUAUCCGAGGGCCAGAGUUUGUAGAGGUGUCCAGCAGGCAAAGUAACAUCCGCUCCUUCCUGGGCAUCCGUGAACAGCCCGGGGGAGUAAACAGUCCGUGGCCCUUGGCCAGGUUUAAUGUCAACUUUAGCAACAACACCAAUGAAGACAAAAAGGAAGAAAAGAAAGAGGUUAAAGAGGAAAAGAAGGAGGAAAAGAAGGAGGAAAAGAAAGAGGAAAAGAAAGAUGAUAAAAAAGAUGACAAAAAAGAUGACAAAAAAAAGGAAGAGCAGAAGAAAGAAGUCUUUGUGAUUGAUCCUUCAAGCAAUAUGUACUACAACUGGCUGACCAUAAUUGCAGCACCUGUGUUCUAUAACUGGUGUAUGCUUAUAUGCAGAGCCUGCUUUGAUGAGCUACAAAUCGACCAUAUUAAAUUAUGGCUGUUCCUGGACUAUUGCUCUGAUAUCAUCUAUGUUUUUGACAUGUUUGUCAGAUUCAGGACAGGCUUCCUUGAGCAAGGCUUGCUGGUGAAGGAUGAAAAAAAGUUACGAGAUCAUUAUACCCAAACAACGCAGUUCAAGCUGGACGUGCUGUCUCUUCUGCCGACAGACCUGGCGUAUCUGAAGUUGGGUUUGAACUACCCUGAGCUGCGAUUCAACCGCCUGCUGAGGAUUGCUCGCCUGUUUGAAUUUUUUGACCGCACGGAAACCAGGACAAAUUAUCCAAACAUGUUUCGUAUUGGAAACCUUGUCUUGUACAUUCUUAUCAUCAUCCACUGGAACGCAUGUAUAUACUUUGCAAUUUCAAAGGUAAUUGGCUUCGGAACCGACUCUUGGGUCUACCCCAACGUGUCCAACCCAGAGUAUGGGCGCCUGUCCAGAAAGUACAUUUACAGCCUGUAUUGGUCAACGCUGACACUAACGACCAUUGGGGAAACUCCUCCGCCUGUGAAGGAUGAGGAGUAUUUCUUUGUGGUUGUUGACUUCUUGGUUGGAGUAUUGAUCUUUGCCACCAUCGUUGGUAACGUCGGCUCCAUGAUCUCCAACAUGAAUGCCACCAGGGCAGAGUUCCAGGCCAAAGUUGAUGCCAUUAAACAGUACAUGCAGUUCCGAAAAGUAACAAAGGACAUGGAAACCAAAGUUAUCAAGUGGUUUGAUUACCUGUGGACCAACAAGAAGGCAGUGGAUGAAAGGGAAGUUCUCAAGAGUCUCCCUGAUAAGCUAAGGGCAGAGAUUGCCAUCAAUGUUCACCUGGAGACACUGAAGAAGGUGAGGAUUUUCCAGGACUGUGAAGCUGGGCUGCUCAUCGAGUUGGUACUGAAACUGAAACCAACCGUCUUCAGUCCAGGGGAUUACGUUUGCCGGAAAGGAGAUAUUGGAAGAGAAAUGUACAUUAUCAAGGAAGGGAAACUGGCAGUGGUGGCAGAUGAUGGAAUGACACAAUUUGUGGUUCUAAGUGAUGGCAGCUAUUUUGGAGAGAUAAGCAUUCUUAAUAUCAAAGGUAGCAAAGCUGGCAAUCGAAGAACAGCCAAUAUUAGAAGUAUUGGAUACUCAGACUUGUUCUGUCUGUCUAAAGAUGAUUUAAUGGAAGCCCUCACAGAAUACCCAGAAGCCAAAAAGGCUCUGGAAGAGAAGGGCCGACAAAUUCUGAUGAAAGACAAUUUAAUAGACGAGGAAGCGGCAAAAGCAGGAGCUGACCCAAAAGACUUGGAAGAAAAAAUAGACAGGCUUGAAACAGCCCUGGAUACGCUGCAGACAAGGUUUGCGAGGCUGUUGGCGGAGUACAGCUCUUCUCAACAAAAAGUUAAGCAGAGACUCGCCAGAGUAGAAACCAGAGUGAAAAAAUACGGUAGUGGCACCUUAUCUGUUGGAGAAGCAGAGUCUGAAAAACCUGAGGAGCAGAAAAAGGACUGAUUUAUAUUUCACUGCUUAAUGGAGGAGGUUGGAAUGCGUGAAAGCCAUAAAUGUAUAUAAAUAUGUGUGCGCGUACAUAGCCACGAUUAUUUUUAUAUGGACUUGAGAAUGGUUUUUAGCAUUUUUAACUGAAGCAGAAUUUUCUUGUAAAUAGGGUAAUAUCACCUUCUUCGUAGGGGAGAUUCGGUCCAUCAUUUGGGUACAUUUUUGUACUGGGAGUGGAUUUCUUCUAAGUUAUGCUCAGACCGUCCAGUGCGUGUAUGGCAUGCGUAGGUCUUGACACACUAUUUCUUCACACACACGUUGUGUUAAGGCGGCGUUAUACUCAAAGUAGAGGGAUUAUUUAUGAUUUUUUUUUUAAGCUUUAAAAAAUAUAUUUAUAGGGUACACAGUCUAACCUUUCUAGCCUAUUAAAUGCAUGGAUACACAUCCUGGCUUCUCAGAAGCUUUCUUCUUUCACAGUGAAGCAAUCUGCACAAGCUGUAGGACUAUGGCUAAGAAGGCACCUGGCCUACACAGUGUAGCUCUGUGUACAACCCUCACUUGAGAGGGAAUCCCCAAAGGCUCACUGAUGGAAGAUGUCUGCAUAGCAAUAAAGCUUGACAAAACCUGGGAAGAGCAAAGAGCUGCUCCUGGACACGGGGUUUGCUCUGUGCUGAAGGGACACUGCUAGGAAGCUUUGCUGCCCAGAGAUGCGGUGGAUGCCCCGAACCUGGAGACACUCAAGGUCAGACUGGAUGGGGCUCUGAGCAACCUGAUGUAGCUGUAGGUGUCCUUGUUCAUUGCAGGGGAGUUGGAGUAGAUGGCCUUUAAGGGUCCCUUCCAACUCAAAUGAUUCUGUAAGCUGCUAGGGCUGCAGGACAGGCUGUCCCUGUCUGCCUGCCGACCUUCUCUCCCCACAGGGUUCCUGCAAGCUGGGAACAAACACCCUGUUGCAGUCUUUCCUGCCAUUAGAUCUGUGUUUUCUUUAUUUCAUUAACUAACUAACACAGGUAGAGCCAUCCCAAGUAUUACUUACACCGAACAUGCACUUGCCAAAGCCCCUCCACGCCCCCAAAGACAAGAAUGCUUGUUUACCAGAUGGGUCCAACUGCUCCAGCCAUCAGGGAAAGUGUUUGCUGUUCCCUUUUCCUUUCUCUCUGCUUAUCACAUGCCAGAAAAAGAGCACUCCUGAUAUUAUUGGCUUUGGUCACUUUAAAACCGUGUAGCUUUUGGCACUGUGAAAUCACAUCCUUUGCCAUCUUUCAUCUCUGUAAGACGUUUGUUUCCCCUUAAUGUGGAUACAGCAUGUACAUUAAAUUAUUUUGAGUAGCACCGUGUUUUUUCUCAUCCUUCACCCCCUGGUUUUUUAGUGUUUCGUCACAGACUUCAAUAGCACCAGUAGUACAUAGCCCAGAAGACUCUUGAUCCUUGAGCCCACCUAAGAUCACAAAAGCAAGGAACAUGAAAACUGUUAGGGAACACACAAACACACAGCCUGAAAUGGCAAGCAGCAGUUCAGUGGGCCCAGUACUUACUUCACACUUUAGCACCAGACAGAAUCUGGGGAGGGGCUGGGGACUGUGCCUGGUAGUGUUGCUCAAAGCUGAGACCCAGAGGUUUUAACAACUGCUAUGGGUGCAGAAGGGCCACAAUGAGGGAGCAACAAUGGUAAAGGGUGGUGACAGCAAACCAGCACGUCUGCACACACACAGCCUCACACAGCCAGUGUUUGUGGUCAGCCUGGUUGUGCAGACCUUACUCAGGAAGGCUUAAGGAACAAGCCCUGCACUUAACUCUCUCAGGAGGGAGUGCUGACCACACGAGAGCUGCUCCGUGCCCUUAUGUAUGGACUGGCACCAGGGCAGUGUUUGUGCUUGGCUUCAGAGUCCCCUGGCAAUAUGAACGUUUCCAUCCUGGAACAGACAAAAAGAAUCAGACCCAUGUUUACAUAAUUCAGCAUUCAUAAAACCCUUUGUGUGUUCCUGACAGCAAAAUGAAUUAUUUACUAGAUGGGUCUGGCAACUGUGCAGGCGACUGAAGCCAGGCUUUGGGCUGUGGCAGCUUCCUGGUGGGAAGCCGCCAGUCUGGGAAUCCCCAUUUCCACCCUAAAUUUACAGCAGAGAGAUGAAAGGGGGAUGCUGAGCAGCAGAGCCCUCAGGAAGGCCAGGGAAGCCCCACUGUCUUCCGCUCUGAGGUGGAAGGAAACACACACAUACACACACACCCCAGGGAACACCCUGAAGGUCUACAGCCAGCUUGGCCUUUUGUUCCCCAAAUUCAGAUUUUGCAACCAUUUCCAGCUCAAGUUUACUCACUGGGCUCACCAGCCAAAUGCCGAGGCUUGCAGCAGCCAGCAGCCCUCAGGGCUUUGCUGCAGAGGAGGAGAUUCCACAGCCAUGUCUGCAGCACAAGGAGAGGCAGGGCAGACACUGGGUGCACAAGGAAGCCAGCUCCUGCAGCCCCAUGCACUGAAUGGGGGGCUGUCCUCACCUCCCAGAGCGAGCACAACUGUUACCUUCGCUCCAGAAGCAGCAGCAGCUCUGAGACUUUCUCCAAGUGCUCUACCACCGCACCCACACCAAAACUAUCCUCCCAGGACAUCAUUCAGCUCUGACAUAAAUCUGCCCUGUGUGUACUUCAUGCUUCAGCUUUUUUUGCCUCUUUGGACACAUUCCAUGCUCACAGAAUUGGAAAAGACCUUAAAGAUUAUCGAGUCCAACCACAACCUAACCAUGCUACCCUAACUAACAACCCUCCGCUCAAUCAUGUCCCUGAGCACCACAGCCAAAUGGUUUUUAAACACAUCCAGGGGUGGCGACUCAACCACCUCCCCAGGGACACUAUUCCAGUGCUUAACAAGAAGAGAUGGAGCAGCACUAAAGCAUCUUUUUCUAGUACCACAUACCUCCAGGGCUGAUGAGUUGAACAAACUGUGCUGCAAAGAUCCACUCAUUUCCAGAGAACCAGCUGCCAGUUCCCCUGCAGUUCAGAUUAUUUGUCCAACAAACAUCAAAGAUCCCCACUAUUUUCAUGUGAUGUGUAGAUUUAGGCCAUUUAGAGUGAGUCUUGGGGCUGACUGUUCCAGAGCUCCACGCAAUGGAGGAUAACGGGGACAUCCCUGCAGUUCUAAACCAGGCAGACCAUUGUGCACAUGGCCUGGGUCCUGCUACUGACCUUAGGCUUCAACAUACUUGGUUGCCUCAGUUUAACACUGAGAGGCCCAUCCAUUAUUGUUGGAGCUGUGCACAGGUACAAGCGGUGAAGGCACCAGUCCUGGAGGUGUUCCAAGAAACGUGUAGACGUGGCACUUUAGGGACAUGGUUAGUGGGUAUGGUGGGGUGAGCUGAUGGCUGGACUUGAUCUUAAAGGUCUUCUCCAGCUUUAAUGAUUCUAUGACAGACACAGGAUGAAGGUAGCCAAAGCCACCGUUAGUCUUUAAUCCCCAUACGACAGGGGAUUUCUGCUGUCUGAAGCUCCUACUGCAGUGGUGAAGGAUGCUGUUGGAUGAAGUGUGACUCACGGAGACCCCGGCUCAUGCCAGCCCACUUCAGUGUCAGCUCUUCUCAAGACAUAAGGAGGGAAGGCGCUCUCCUUGGCUGUCCUGGUCCACGCUCACGCUUGUGCCUGCCAAAGGGUAGAUAAGCCCAGUCAGAAAUCCACAACAUGCUAUUCCUUAAUUAAACGAUCUUUACUCAUGCACUGAUGGCUUCUCCUAAAAUCUUUUUAGCAAUCAACAAAAGCUUUCACCCAAAAUGACCACCUUCCCUUAAGAUUCUAGCACUACUAUAGGAGAAACGAUCCUUUCAGUCCUCUUCCAAGCACCUGAGAUAUUUAAGUGACAGCUGAAGUAAACCUAAGCUUGGGACGCUUCUGUAGACCCAGAGUUUUGCUAUACCUUGGCGGUAAGACAGUGAUAAACAUUGAGCAUUGUUGUUCCCAGAGCCCAGCAAAAGAGAACUGAAACAGCAUGUUCUGUACCUUGAUGAGCCCUUCCAGAAGCAGAAGACCGCCUGGAACUCCUGUAGAGCAGGUUGCAACUGCACCGCUUCAAGAGCUAGAGUUACUUAAUCUGGAACUUAACAGCUGCUGCCGGAGGGUCAGCUCAGGUUUAUAACACUGCUAAGGAGAUAAGAGGGCAUUUUGGGAAAGAGGGCAAAUAUUUGCGUGGAAAACUUGUCAGUUGCAAAGUCUUCAUAGCUUACCUGAAAAUGAUUCCUCAGGAAACAACCUACAGCUUUAAAGGCUAACACAAUUACGCGUUAUUUUAAUGCUGAAGAAUGACAGGAAAAGCAUUUUUACAAUAACAGCACUUCAGUGAGAGCUUUAUAUUUCUAAGCAAUUAUGUGACCUGCCCAGCUUUUGGACAUACCUAAAAACCAUAAGAAACCCCAAGAUUCCUACACGUCCAUCAGUUGGGCACAACCACCAUCACAGAAUCACAGAACAGCUUGGGUUGGAAGACACCCCAAGGAUCAUGAAGCUCCAACCCCAAUAACCACAGGGAGGGCAGCUAACCUCCAGAUCUGGCACUACACCAGGCUGCCCAGGGCCCCAUCCAACCUGGCCUCGAAAACCACCAGGGAUGGAGCAUCCACAACCUCUCUGAGCAGCCCAUUCCAGCACCUCAGCACUGUCAUAGGAAAGAACUUCCCCCUGACGUCCAACCUAAACCUUUCUUCCUUGAGCUUAACCAUCUUGAGCUUACCAUCCAUAGCUACACCAGAAUAAAACACAUCACAGAUGUACUUUGAACAGUAUCAGGUUACUGGUGUUAUUUACACCUGCUACAAAACACCUCACAGCACUCAGCAGUCUCUUCUCAUUGCCUACAGCGAAAGAUGCCCUACGUCCAAAUAAAUCCAGGAGCACCAUCAAACCAUCUUGCAUUUUCCUCUUAAAUCUGGCACGUUCAGAGGUGGAAGUGCUGAAGGUGUUCCUUAAGUGCCACCUGAAGGUCCAAGAUGAGAAGGCAAAGAGCAUCCCUCCCUCCCCAGCAAGGCAGACGUGCAUCAGCUGGGACUCAAAAGCGGACUAUUGCUGGGCCCCACACCACUACAAGUUCAUUUCUGGAGAGUUUUUACACAUCUUUAACUCUCAAAUUAUGCUACACUACAAUGUUUUCUAAAGAAAUAAUUUAAUAUCCAGUUUUAUCAAAGUAAGGAAAUCGUUUUCUAUUUCACUGAAACAUGGUGAAAAAAAGGUCACUGUUUUAUUCAGCAUCAUAGUUACACAGCAGUUGUCUGUUUCUAUUACUAGAAAGUGAUUAUUAAAAUAAUCCUGAAAGACAUCUUUUCUUUCUCCAAUGAUUUCAAAACGAUGCCUCUUUUAAUGCCAAUUCCACACAGCCGCUGAUCUGAUCUGCAGUAGUCGGUUAUAGCAAUUGUCAAGGCACAAGCUCAGCUCUGCACGUCAGCUGUAGCUUGCAUUAUAAAAGAGAUAUGCCAGUUAUGUCUUCGCUUAAAAACGCAUUAUCCCUUUGUCAUAUAUUGCAACAGGAGAAAUUAAUGUUAAACACAGACUGCAAAAGGUAAAGGAUUUAUUUCCGAUAUGAUUUGUUGAGUUAAAUUAAAAAACCUACGGCAUGUUUUCUGUAGCAGGUGAAUGUAACCUCAUUGCUUACUUUCUACCAGUUUAUUUAAUGGUCGGAAGUGUACAACGUGAAGUAGGCCUUUAGGUUUCAUAUUUUUCAAUUCUGCUUAUCGUGGUUAACGUACAGCAGCCAUCCCUUUAGAUUACGUUGCAACACUGAUCAUGUGCCUUGAUAAGGAGGAACAACGAUUCAUUAAAUAAAUGGCGAUGACAUAACACGUAGGGAAGACUUUGGAUUGUCUAUUUAAAAGGUCAACAUAAUAGGCAAUUGAGAAUAAAACUUCAUUUUAAGUGCACUUCCACAUGCUUUGUUUAUAAUAUAGCAAAAACUUCCUAUCUUCCCCCCCACCCCGGCCCCAAACACUUCAUCACUCCCUACUCUAAAGCUGUUCAGUUGAAAAUGCACUUUUCCCCAGUAAACUUUUCUUCUUUUUUUUAGAAAAAGUAACUAAAAUCUCUACCCUUUCAUAUGCUA